Phytophthora sojae is the source of this 2736-nucleotide messenger RNA. RefSeq lists its product as hypothetical. The record is from RefSeq and is a predicted model, not a curated record. Gene Ontology annotation, molecular function: aspartic-type endopeptidase activity. Gene Ontology annotation, biological process: proteolysis. Bases 1 to 2736 code for a protein of 911 amino acids. NCBI's taxonomy places the organism in Eukaryota, Oomycota, Peronosporomycetes, Peronosporales, Peronosporaceae. The transcript is spliced from 7 exons.
AUGAAGCCUCCGUUGGAAAUUGCCACUUUCCAAUACCACACGGACAAGACCCAGAUCGUGAGGAAGAAGCUGAGAGCGCCAGGCUUGGACGACGAAGAUCCCAGACCGUCGGCGCUCGACUGGUCUGAGGCUGACCUGGAUCGUCAGUAUCACUUGAAGGAACUGCGAGACUUCUUGCGUCAAGAUCCUGUCAUGGUGAUCGUGCGGCCAGAGCAGAUCGACGACCCGAAGGGCCCGAUUUCAGCCCCCCGAGUGACGGAUAACAAGCUGAUGGCGGUGAAGAACCUGCUCGGGCUGUUGAAGGAAGCCGGCUGUGUGGCUGGCGCCUUUGAAGCGAACGAUCUUUUCGAUCAAGACCUCGAUGUGAUCCAGACAGCGAUCCAGACAUUGGUCGACAAGUUGAGACCUUUGGUCGACGUGAUCGCGGAUAGUCCGGGCCCGAAGGUGCCAGAUCCAGUGUCACCGGCUCCAGUGUCAUCGCCGCGAGUGGAGUCCACUGGGUACCGAUCGUCGUCACCUUAUGUCUCUGCAGCGGAACAUGUCUCGGAUACGUCGUCUGAACCCCAACGGAUAUCCCUCAGCCCUUCAGGAUCUGCGAUGUUGGACGCGCGAUCACGGAGUCAACAUCAGGAACGCAUGCGGUCAGGACCUCGGAAGCAGAACCCCAAGUCGACCGAUCGGACCACCAGUGCCACCGGAUCGGAUGAGUCGAAUGGCAGACUGGAGUCUUACUUUCAGGCUGCGAUGACUCGAUUUCUGAAGGAACAACAGGUCACGGUGGUAACACCUACUCCAGUGGUCGACGACAACGUUGGAUCGCGGGACGUGGAGAUGGAAUCAGCCGGAUCACCGGAUCAAGAUUUCUCCCAUUCGGUCCCUGCUGCGGUGGCAACCGCUGCCUCGGGAUCCGCUGGGUCCUCCUUGAUCCAACGUGUGCGAAUCUCCGCGAUGUCCGAUCUUAAGGAUUUCAGUGGCAAGGAUCAGGACGAAGACCGCGCCCGUUCGUGGAUCAGCAAGAACUGGUACCACCAGCUGGGCCGAUCGACGCGGAACAAGUGGAGCGAUCUACUCCGGAGUUUCCAGAUCCAGUAUUGUGGCCUGGGAGUAUCGGUCGCUUGGCAGUAUUAUCAUUCUCGCAAGAGAUCAGAUGAAUCGCCGUUGGAGUACCUCUAUCGACUGAAUGUGGUGGCUCUGCGUGCAAGAUUGAAGAUCAAGGACGGAGAUUCCAAGGCCCGCCGAGAACAUGUCGAACACUUUAUCGAGACGCUGGCCGAUCCGGAACUGGCCGAUCAGCUCACCCUACUCCGGCUUGCGGACGCGGAAGAUCUGGAGGAAGUCCUGCGCGCUCGAGAGCGCGCGAAAAGUAGACAGAAGCGAUCCGCCUUUGGAUCGAAGUAUCGUCAGAAAGUUCCGACCUCAGCACCAGCUGCUGCAACCAAGCGGGCAGUGCGUGCAGUACAGAUCGCGAGCCAGGGGUCUGGAUCAAACACGGGAUCAGACGGAUCGGACUCGGAGGGUGAUCUACGUCGCGUUUACCUAGUGUCGAGCGAGGACGAGUUCCGCAACGCUGGGGGCGACGCGACGAAGCCGGAUCGAAGCAACCAGGCGCAGAUCAACCAUGACCCACCUCGAUCGGAUCCACGAUCGCGAUCUUCACCUGACGGAUCGGAGCGAUCAAACCGCUGCUCACAUUCGGAUCGUUGCCUGUUCGUGUGCCGUGGAUGUGGUGAACUGCACGAGAUGGGCAAGUGUCCGAUGGAGGAAUUCUACAACCAGAUCCGUCAAUGGUUCAACCCGGCGAAGCACGCUGGCAUGCUGUCCGCGAUCGCCGAGAAGAUGUACUGCAUCUAUGCAUUCGUGAACAAGAACACGGUAGAUCGAGUCUUAAGUCUACAUCGAUCGGACGACUUCAGCCGUUCCGACGCCGAAGUGCCCUUGGAUCUCCAGUCUGGAGAAACAUGGGGCUAUUGGAAGCAGCGCAGACCGGAGGAAUGGUUCAAGCCAGCUGAUGGAGAAGUGACGACCGAGAUCCCGGAGCAUGAUCGCGAUCGAAGUCUGCCUCGCGUCAGCGAACACCGCAGAUCUGGCGAUGUGGUGCCCGAUCUCCUCCCUGGGGAGUCCAGAGGGUACUGGAAACAUCAUUCGCCAGGUAAGUGGUUCCGUCAGGCCAAGAUCACUGGCAAGAUCAACAAUGAGAAGUCGAUCUUACUCUUAGACACCGGCGCCGAUGUGUCCAUCGUGGACACCGCCUUUGCUCAUAAGGUGGGGUGCUCUGUCGACACGAGUCAGAGCCAGGAAUGUGUGGGGAUUGGCGAAAGCGUGUACAUGACGGAAGGAAGGACCAGGAUCAAGGUUACGCUGGCGGGAUCGCUGGUGUAUUUCUUCGAUAUCUUGGUUGGCGAUCUAUCAGGACAAGAGGCGAUCCUGGGUAUGGACUUUAUGGUUCCAGCGGGGAUCCGCCUCGUUCUUGCGGACGGCUCUAUCUGUCUCCCCGACGAAGUCAAGAUCCAGCUUAGCGGACGGCGUCAGCUGUACAACGACAAUGUCAGACACGUGUGUGUAGAUCAGAGAAUACAGAUCGCGAUCGGGGAUUCGAUCGAGCUUCCGCUACGAAUGAAGGUGACCGAUCGAGAAAAGCUAUGGGUCACCCGUGGAGAUCGUUGGGUGCCGACCGUGGUCCGAGGACCCGGCAGGAUCGAAACAACCGCGAACCAGCCUCACGUGGAGCUCGUCUAA